Molecule: messenger RNA, 8541 nt
Organism: Falco peregrinus (peregrine falcon)
Lineage: Eukaryota; Metazoa; Chordata; Aves; Falconiformes; Falconidae
Gene: TNFSF15
Product: TNF superfamily member 15
Exons: 4
Coding region: 241-966 (241 amino acids)
Biological process (GO): immune response
Cellular component (GO): membrane
Molecular function (GO): tumor necrosis factor receptor binding
Source: RefSeq, a predicted model, not a curated record
GCCAGACGGCAGCAGGCACCUCGGGGAGCUCGGGGAGCCGCCGUGCUCUCUCCCUGAGCUAGGUUUCUAUUGUAGGCGGUGCAUUCCUUGGGAGGGAGGGUGUGUGUGUGGCGGUGCCUUCCCACACUCGGGGCAGCUCUUAUUUAAUGGGGGUCUCCAUGCAGGGCAGACGCCAGAAGAGAUUUUGCCGUUCCCAGUUCCCAUCCAGGAACAGCAGCAGCUCGCACGCCAGGCACUGGCAUGGACCGUGUGUCCGAGAUAACCCUGGAAGAGGAAGCUCCUGGGAUCAGCCAAGCCUCCAGGAUGCACCUCAGGAAGGAUCUGAGGAGGAUACGGUGUGCGGUGCUGCUGUGCCUGCUCUCCAUGCUGCUUCUCAUGAUGCCCACUGUCUACCUGCUGGUUGGAAACCUCAGAGCUCCCAGCUCCUGCGCCAGCCAGGUCACAGAAGAGAGGGGCUCUCGCUUUCUGAAGCAACGGGCAGUAGAUACUGUUACAGAUACACUUUCCAGCACAGAAAAGCCAAGAGCACACCUGACAGUGAAGAAACAAGAUCUCACCAAGCCCAUGGGAAGCCAUCUGCCCAUCCUGCAGUGGGAAGACAAACGAGGCUUGGCCUUUACCAAGAACAACCUGAGCUAUUCCAGCAACGCACUGGUGAUACCCGUGUCUGGGGACUACUAUGUCUAUGCUCAGGUCACUUUCCGAGGGCCCAUUGAAACUUACAGUAAAACAAAUUCUGUCACCGAGAUCAUCACCAAAGUCACUGACAGUUACCCUGAACCCACCCAGCUGCUGACCGGCACCAAGACCCUCAGUGAAAAGGGAAACAGCUGGUUCCAGCCCAUUUAUCUGGGCGCCGUCGUCUCCUUAGAAGUAGGAGACAAGCUAGUGGUCAACGUUAGUGACAUCAAGCUGGUGGAUUACACCAAGGAGCACAAAACAUUUUUUGGUGCCUUUUUGCUGUAGGUCGCUGGCAGCAGCUGGGGAGGGCUUCCCUUCAGGGCUCUGGUGUGACCUUGCUGGACCUUGGCUUUGUGAGCAUGCGUUGGGGUAUGAUUUUCUGUGCUUUUACCCUUCUUCUGUACCGUCACUCCUCUGCAGCUCCCUGCAGCCUUAAAUUAAGGGGUAGGGAGAGCUGAAAGCACAAGCUGAAUUGAAACAAACAGCAGGGGAAAAAAAAAACCAAAACAGAACUAGGAAAAUGAAAGUCAGAUUGGAGGGAAAAGAGCUUUUUUUUUUUUUUAAAGUAAAAACUGAGAGCUCUUCACAACUUUGUAAGCUAGGGAGGAACAGUUUUGUAUCUGUGGGUAGGAAUACUGAUCGUGAAUGUUGCAGCUAGGCUACAUCAUGAAUUCCACCUCCGAGGUACGAUUUCCUCAACUCAAAACAGUGUUUUGGACCUUCUCCAGCACUUCCACUGUAGUUUUGCAUGACUCUUCUUCAGAUUCUCGGUUCUAAAAGGUAUGACUUGUCAUCCUUUCCUUACAAAUAGAUUUGUUCAGUACUUUGCACUAACAUAAAGCUCAGAUUAAUCAUUAACUGCUUAAUUAAUCCCUUCCAACUUUCCUGUAGAUUAAAAUUACAUCAUGUGUUUUGAAGAAGCUACUUGAUUUUUUUUUUCCCCAAGGAACUGUUUACAGUUCUUUAAGUCAAUAUACAGCCUCAAAGCUUUAUGCAAAAUUUCUAGGCAAGACACACACACACUUUCUGUUUCAGCAUGAAAGUGAAAUCCCCCCACCAGGUCUUAACAUUAGGAAAACAGAAAAGACAAGGCAGAGAGAUGCAGCAAAAUUUUCCGCAGUUUUUAAAGCAACCACCAAAAUUUUGAGAGAAAACCUCUGCAAUAUUUUGCUUUCCAUUACAUUUAAUGCAAAACAGGUGCAACUAAAGAAAUCCCUGUCUUGGCACUCCCCCUUGCAGCCAUUGCCAAUGCUGCAGCAGUCCCCCAACCACAAGGAACUCCCCAGCCUUUCCCUGGGUGAAGGCUGGCAACCAGUAGUCCCUACACAAGGUCAAGAGACCCAAAGACAGGACCACGGCAUGGCACAGCCAGGUGUGGAGCUUAAGAACGUUUUGCUUCCCACCUUGCACUUAUUUAUUUUCAUAGACCUUACUGUCUCUCAGGGAAAUUCCCCAGCUUUCCUUCCCCUCCCACAAUAAACACAUCGCUGAUGGUGACUAAGGCCAUGUUCUCAUAGAUUUGGACUUUACACUCUUUGGUGCCAGCAGGUGUCACACCCGAGCACCCACCACCCAGCUGUUCUGCCACAACCAGGCUUCACUCUCUGCAACUCUCUCCUGCCUCACCUCACUGGAUUUCCUUCACUUUCCACCUCUUGGCCAGAAGCACCAGCAAGCCUUGGUUGCCCAGCUAACAUUUCUGCUCAAGGCCACGGUGGAGCCCAGAAGCACACGGUCGGGGGCAGGGCGCACUGAGGCUGGGCGACAUGUCGCCCUGGGGAUGGGGGGUUGUAGCUGAAGAGCUCAAAUGGGCAGAGCUACAAAAGACCGUGUGUGAUGUUGCAGCCCAACCAGCAGUGAGACCAGGCUGCUUCGCCUGCAGCGAGCCUCCUCCUAGCCAGAGUACAUUUAUUGCUGUAUAAAGAUCUGUUUGAGCCAACAGGGAAAGGUCAGUAGCGCGGCUGAAGAGUAGAGAUGGAGAAAGGCCAAGGCAGAUGGGGGGUGAAGGGAGGAGGGGAGCACAGUAGGAGGUGGGAGACCCAGGCAACACCAGGAUCUUUGCCUCUUCAGUAGUGGAAGCACCUUCAUGCUGUCAGCUACCUCAAACUUCACAGGUCUUUUAUGCAGUAAAUCAUCUCAGAAAAGGCAGCCUUUUGGCCGUCCUUCCCUAUUCGGCAGUGCCUGUGUCCCAUAGCAGCUCUCAGUCCUUCACUGUUUUAGCCACCCUGAGACAGCAUUAAACACAUCAUAAAAGCGAGGAGAUUGCCAUCUUGUCCUGCCCUGCUUUCCUCAGGGGGCAUCUUUCUUGCUUCCAGAUUAUCUUUGGGUGUUGGUCCACUGUACAACACUGCUUAUCCAGGAGAUGUUGACAAUGUCCCUGCGCCAAAACCUCAUCACAGUUUGGCUUCACAUCCUUUCUUGGACUUGUCCUUCAUUUUCCCCACAUCUCAGCUGUCCUCUUGAUCCCUUUCUCCCACGAGCACCUUCCUGCCUUCUUGGCCCUUAUACCUAUUAGGUAUAAGGACACCCCUUUGUCCAAAGCUAGUUUUCUACGUGCAACAUCUCCCUUACAGUCACCCUAAUGCACACAGAAAACCACAAAUAGCUCAGGAUGGCAGAAAGUGAAGGUAACGGUCCUGCUAGAAGGUGCAAACACUCUUGGACAAAACAAAUGCCCCUAUUAGCUAGAUUCACUUUCACGUUUAAGUCCCUACUCCUAUGUUUUCUCCACCUGUUCAGCCUUUUCUUUUAAGCUGAAGCUGGCCGAGACAGGAGCAGUUAUUCGUCACAUAUCGGUUGUACUAGCACGUGCGAUCUGGCCUCUUCACUUCUCAGAAAGGGUGUCUGCUCAUUCAGCUCCUUGGCAGGGCUUUUCUUACCACUCAGAAGCCACCACCACCACCACAGUAAAAUCUGGUGAAAUCUUACACUUUUGGCAGCUCAAGACAAGGUUAUUCUCUGGGAAAUCCUAAGACUUCCCAUAUCUCAGAUUGUUUAGUGUUCUCUCCACACUCCAGAGUCCUUCUGAGCUUCUGAUCCUUCAGUGUGUGCCCAGAACAUAAAAACAUGGCGUUUGCAGCUCUUGCAGACCACCACAUAAAGAACUUUAGGUAACUAGCACACGAACAAUGUGAUAAAUCUUAUAAAAGGAAAAUCUAAAAGUGAUGUGUCCAGGGCAGGUGAUUCUAAACAACUAGGAAGGAAAGCUUCUGUGAAGUGUUAUAUAGGAUGGAUUUGAUUUAUCCUUGGAGAAAAUUGAAGUGCAAAUUCUAGCUCUUCUGAGACAGUCACAGAAGUUCAGAAAGCUCUUUAUUUCUACAAAUGAGAUGAUGUAGCAUUCUUCUGAGGCCGUGAUGCAGUCCUGAUAGGCUUGUACAGCAGAUUUCCGUAAAAACUGUAUCUAAAGUCAUCAUCACGUAAUGCUUGGUGCAUUGAAUGAUGGUAAAUACAAGAUCUAGGGGAGCAGAGUGGUGAAUGUGGUAUCUGGUACACAAGGAAAGAACCUUCUAUAGGAUAUACAUACAUACAUACAUAGACAGACAUAUAUUUGUGUAUAUUCAUAGAAGUUCUUGGAAGCCCACUGGCAAUAAUGAGCCUUUUUUACCACAAGGCACAUAAUUUGUGUCCACUGUACACUAAUGAUAAAUUUCACAAGCAAAAUAUCGCCUGCUGCAGCUGUUACAGAUGUAACUCUUGAUCCAUUAUCCGUGGCUCAAAACUAUUUAUUUUAGUCCAUUUAGAGCAAGCUUUUGCACCUCGUUACACACACCAGCUUUUAGCACAUUUAGCACACUAGCACAUUUUAUAUGUCAUAAAGUAAUAUAUCUGGCAUUACUUGUUUUAAAGUGGUGCAGGCACAUUAAUCCACACAUCUACCCUAGUGGAAAUUCUCUCUUCCUCCCUUUUUUUCCCCUCUCAGUGCUAAUAAUGUUUCUGUAAUAGUGACCAGCAAAUAUAAUAAGAACGCAGGGGCUGAUACUGACCCUGUUGUAGAUCAGCUAUUCCUCCACAGAAGGUCAAUGGCAUGAAGUCAGAGCAAAGCCACUUGAGCGAGACAGAGGUCAAGCUUAAAGGGAGCGAUCUCAAGAGUGAACUCAAGCUGUGGAUUCUCAGAUUACUCCAAAGCUGCAUAAGGACAGAAGUGUUCUCAGAAAUCUGUGCUUGAUUUUGAAUUGGACAUUUUUUUAAAGUAAAUCAUUUCUGGAGAUGUGAAAAUGCAUAUGCGUCAGCAUUUUCAAAUGAAUGAGAAGAUGACAAAAUCUGGUCAUGUGAACAAGUGACCUUUCAGUCGGUGGUCAAACUGAAAAUAUGUUUUGUUUUGGGUGGAUGUGAAACUAAAACAGUUAUAAGAAAAAAUCCGAGCUGGAGAAAAAGGGUGAAAUAGACAGCUCAUGCUAAAUGAAUAAGAAAUAUAUCAUUUCAGGCUUUGACCCUUAAGUUUCUUAGGAAGAAGGAAAAAAAAAAAAAAAAGCACUUUUCAGAACAAAACCAUUGAAAGAAAAAGUAACAGAUUUUUUUUAUCUGAUCAAAAUAUUUUAGUUCUUAGUAAUACUCUUCUUCCCUAAUCCCUUUGAUCCCCUCAAAACUAACACUAAAUAUAACCCAAAUACAUGAAAAUGCUCACUUACCUACCGCUUCCCUUCUCCUUUAAAGCUAAGUAUCGGUAAAUAAGCAUUAAUUUUUUCUCCAUAAACUUACAGAAGUAAAUUUAAAGCUGUAAGGAUCACAGCUCAAAUCUUACCAACAUAUAUUUGUGCUGUACUUAGCCCUGAGUACAUGGCUAAAGGGGUAUCGUAAAAGCGAGCUCCGUUUUCCUAUUUGGUGCAUGGCAGGAGUAAAAUCUUCAUUGCUUAAAUUAAAAGCAGCUAAAAUGUUUUACCUGGUUUACCCUCAACUACACAAUUAUAGGAGCAAUCCUCCAAAUCCAGGAGUACUUAUGUGGACCAUCUCCAGCACGUGUAUGUUGGCAGGAUUAGGGUCUAGAGGUGUAAAGCUGGUGGUGUUCCUUAGGAAAAUGCAGCCCAAAUGAUGAAAAGAUGCUGCCGAGGUGGUUCUGGAUGUAGCAGUUCAGUGGGCGUUAGGAAGAGCAGACCCCUGGUACGAGGGGGCACUACCAGGCUACACUGAACUGCUGCACAGAACAAGGAGAAGGGAUGAAAGUAUUCACUUGCAAUUUUCAACAAAGAUAUUUCAGAAUUUCAAAGGAAUCUCAUUCUUCACUUCUGUUUGGUGUAACUGACCACACUGUGCUUUGUUUUAUUAAUGUCCUGAGUGGCCCAUCAUUUCAGAUGGGAAAUGAGGAGAAAAUUCAUUCUUUAGAAGAAUCAGAAAAUGUCAAGAAUUUUUGCCCAGAUCUGGGUACAAAACACCAGUAUAGCAUUUUGCUAUUGUAAGGAAUUUUAUAUAAGUGACUGUAUAUUGUCUUGUGCUUUGGUACCAAUGUGUGUCUUUACCAGUAGAACUGACUUAGCUUCUUGUUUCCAAGUUUUAUGAUAAUAAAACUGCAAGUUAAUGAAUGUGACAACUUCUGAUCCUGGUCCCCUUCCAAAAACACUAACCAAAUAACACACUUUAGAGCCAUCACGCAGCCAGAUAAUGCUGAUGUAUGAGUGACCUAUUUUGUGGCGUGUUAACAUGUGAAUGGCUUAUUUUCUGCACAGUUGAAGGUCCCUCACCAGAGUGAACUGGGGCUUAUACAGCCUUGCUGUAUAUCUAUAUAUAUAUAUAUAUAUAUACACAGUUACCUACAUAUGUAAGUCCCCCAGGGGCAUAUAGAGACUUGCAUUUCAAAAGGCAAAACCGUAAAGGCUGAGCAGAUUUUCAUUUUCAGUCCCUUUUCCCCUCUGCAGCGUGGGGAACAGCUGGUUCCCUCUUUUUGUUAUUUCAUAGUUUAUUUUGAAAAAGCAAGUCCUAUGGAAAAGCAGCGUUCAUCAGAAACUGCAUCACAGCUGUACCCUCAGCCUGCUGAGUCGGGCACCCAUAGCUCCCACCGAGCGCCCAAGGGAGACAGGAACCACAGUGUCACCAUCUGGCCAACAAGCCACGUUGGCCCUGUCCGCAACCACACACAAGAGCACCUUGGCAGCUUGGGAACUGAACGUUUCCGAUUGCUGAGCUCCUGGUUGCCAGGUACCACCCAGCUAGGAAAUCAGGGUCCAAGUCUUGUUGGAAGGCAGCAGAGCUCCAGGCACCCUUACCCUGUUCUAGCUUGAGCUUUGCUGUCCUUACACUUUCAGCAUAAUAAGCAACAUCCACUGGAUACGUAUUUCUUAUCCUGAGCGGUGUUAUCUUCAGUUUCUCUGCUGCCAAGAAUGCAAAUUCUUUCUUUCCACUAGCAGAACUGAGAAACACUCUCCCAUGGGGCAUAUUAUUUUCUAGUUCCAAAAUUUAUUUUGUUUUCCUGGCUUGAACUCAGAGUAGCGUAUUUAAUUUGUUUCAGGAGAGGUUUCUGGUUAAGUGCUCUGGCUCAAGAAAGGUUUUCCCUUGAAAACUCUGACGGAGGGCAUAGGUCUACCUACAGGUUUCCACCCACGUGCAAAUACCUGAGAUGCUUUGUUAGCAGCCUCUGUAGAUCAGCCAAGAGUUAAUUAGACAGCACGAAUCAGACUGCUUUCUCCUGUAACUCCAAAAAUGUUGGUGGUUUUUUGUUUUUUUAAAUCCAAUAGCUACCUCACAUUUAAAAGAAUAGCAAAACAAAAUUAUAAUUUUAUUAUUAUUAUUUUCUAUUUUAACUUGAGCUGAGCAGAAUUCACUUUUUUAUUGCCAUUUUACUGUGCUUUGCACAUACAGGGUAAUAACUUGAGUUAACACCUUCUUUGUGGUCUAAAUACACUGGCACAUACAGUUCCUCCAUGUGAGUGUUUGCCUGCCUUUAAUUAUACAGAAGGUGCCCAUGCUCAAUAGGGUCCCUCUGUAGCGAGGUGGGGGGAAGAGAUGCACAUUUCCAAAAGGCUGCUCAUGCUAGAGAAGGUGGGGAUAACAGAGGUACUUCUCUCCCAGGGCUACAGAGGGAUGUACAUAGUAUUUUUCUAGCUAAAUGCAAGUAAAAUAACAGCAGAAGAGCCUGACUUUCAUACAACGAAGCUGUGGCUCCAUGAAAUUCAUCCCACAGAGCAGGGCACUACCCACGAGAGUUUGAUGUUCCCAGCUCUCAUCUGUCAGCCAAGGUGCCCAGCCACUGCUGGAUCUGCUAGCUGUCAGCUUUGCUUUUGCACUAAGAUCGCUUGUCCAAGCUGGGGGGAAGCUCAAUAUCACAGUUAACGCAUCCAGCUUUGGGAAGAGCUUUGAGUUCACUCUGGCAGGGCACGGAGACUUUGUCUCCUAAGCACCCUGCAGGAUGCAGCAUAAGCUAAGGUGAAGUGGAAGUGAUCUGCGCUCACAGGAAGGUUCCAUGCUAUAAAAAUUUCAGCUCACAGACAGGCAGCUGAAUCGAGGAUGCAUCUUCUAACACACUCAGAAUCUGUCCAACAGGUUCUCAAAGGAAAUGAGGACUCCACUGUUCAGUUUCUUUUUGAGACCCAGUGCCAAAGCUAGCACAGUUCUCUUCAAAAAGUGCAAAAACAGGAGCAAAGUUUGUCAACACUGACAGUUCCAAACUCAUUUUGCCUAUUAUUAUUAUUGCUGAAGCCUUUGGAACAGCAUGAAAGACAUUGCCUGCGAAGUUGUGACCUUGUUUAUUAAGCACCAUAAGCCAGGAGUGUUCAGGGGUUUUGCUGAAUAAUGAACUAAACUAGCUUUCCAGACACUCUCAUUCUUGCGCAAAUCAAGAUAUAUACUUUCAUUGAUUGUAAAGUUUUAUAUUAAAACAUCAAAAAAAGCACUGAAAAAGAUUACUGCAUAUUUAUUGGUACUGUACAUAUA